Molecule: messenger RNA, 390 nt
Organism: Achroia grisella
Lineage: Eukaryota; Metazoa; Arthropoda; Insecta; Lepidoptera; Pyralidae
Product: trypsin inhibitor-like
Exons: 3
Coding region: 35-265 (76 amino acids)
Molecular function (GO): serine-type endopeptidase inhibitor activity
Source: RefSeq, a predicted model, not a curated record
CUGACUUUCUAAAGAGUAGUCGUGUUUAAUCAAAAUGGGGAGAGUAAUCUGUUUCUUUCUUCUAGCUGUAUCUAUUUACUGCGUCACUGUGUCUGCAGAAGAUAUAUGCUCAUUGGAGUUGAGAUCAGGACUCUGUUUCGGUUACAUGCCAAGAUAUGGGUAUAAUGUAACAACUAAGAAAUGUGAAGAAUUUAUUUAUACAGGCUGUAAUCGAAACGAAAAUAACUUCGAAACUCUGGAGGAAUGUCAAAAGAGAUGCGAAUAAUCUAAGAAAUAGGAAAGCCUCGAAUCAAUUCCUUUUUUUUACAAUUUUAUCCUUUCAAUUUUUAAUAAAUAUUUUCAUAAUUAAACAAAUAGUAACUUCAUAUUAAAAUUACUUUUCUUAUGUGA